Molecule: messenger RNA, 1599 nt
Organism: Cuscuta campestris
Lineage: Eukaryota; Viridiplantae; Streptophyta; Magnoliopsida; Solanales; Convolvulaceae
Source: the annotation of a GenBank genome assembly
UCCUAUUUUUUCCCCCACAAUAAUUCUCAAACUAGACAUUUUUUUCUCUUUCUUUCAUUAAUAAUGGACGAAGGAGGAUUAUUGGGGUUAACCCUUAAGAGAUCAUCAGAAAGCGUAGAGCUUUCCGAGGAAAACCUUAUCGAUGGCGGUGGCGGUGGCGGCAGUAUGUUCCGGCCGGUGGCGGAGGAUCAUGCAGCGGCGGCGGCCGCCUCAACGUCGGCUGUGUCUGACCAUAAACGGCCUGCAGCUCCGUUAAGUGAAGUUGACUUUUUCUCCGACAAGAAGCGGCUCGUCAAGAGAGAGAUCUUGAGCUCCGACGGCGGUUUUAACGACGUUAACACGGGUUUGGAGCUUGUGAUUAAUGCAACUAAUACCCGAAGCGAUCAAUCAACGGUUGACGAUGACAAUCUUCCAUCCGACAUGGAAGAAAUGCGUUCAACGAAUGAGGCACAGAUGAGAGCAUUAAAGUUAGAGCUGGAAAGGUUGAAUGAGGAGAACCAGAGAUUGAAAGGAAUGCUUUCACAAGCCAACAACUAUUAUGGAGCCCUUCAAAUGCAUCUCCUCUCCCUCUUACACAACCAAAAACAACAACAACAACAACAACAACAACAACAACAACAAAAUUUUGGAGAAGGCCAGAUUGGUGAUGGAUGUCAAUGGAGGAAAUAUGGACAGAAAAUGGCCAAGGGAAACCCUUCUCCCCGAGCUUACUAUAGAUGCACCAUGGCCUGCGGUUGUCCCGUUCGCAAACAAGUACAAAGGUGUGCUGAUGACAAUGCCAUCUUGGUCACAACCUAUGAAGGGACCCACAACCACCCGCUGCCCCCGGCGGCCGUGGCGAUGGCGUCCACCACCUCGGCCGCCGCGAGCAUGCUGCUCUCGGGUGCGAUGCCGAGUGCUGACGUGUUAAUGAUGAUGAACAGUCCUAACUUUUUGGGGAGGGCAAUUCUGCCCUGCCCUACGGGAGGGAGUGCGGCCGGUUUGGCAACAAUUUCAGCGUCUGCCCCUUUCCCCACCAUCACAUUGGACCUCGCUCACAAUAAUAAUAAUUACCCGAGACCCCCUACCACACAACUCCCUUUCUCAAACCCCCCUCAGAGUCUGCAUAAUUAUGCCUCCGCCCCUCACAAUUACUAUAUUUACAACCACUCCAAGUUUUCAGGGCUACAAACGUCGAAUUAUAAUGGUAAUUAUAGUAAUACUAGCACGCCUCCACACUUGCGUCACCCCAAUCCGUUUGCUCAUCAUCAUGACGUCAGCAGCCCCGCCGCCGUGGAUCCCAGCUUCACCGCCGCCCUGGCCGCGGCCAUCUCUACCUUCGUUAGCAGUCCGCAGACAAACUGCAGCGGCAAUGUCGUCAGUGCGGCCGCCGCAGCCGCUAACACCUCCGAAAGCAACCCGUCAGGGAACGGCCGGCCACAAGCCUAGCAGUUUUUCUUGGCUUGUUCUGCAUCUAUUAGUCCAAUUUAGUUUUUUUGAGUUGUAUUGGACAAACUUUAAUCAUAAAUUGCAUAAAAAAAGUGUAUUUCAUAUUAAUACAAUAAAAUAUUUUUAAAAAAAUUUUCUAUAAAAUAAGUCUAAUGAAACUAUUCUCAUAUU